This is a messenger RNA of Coregonus clupeaformis (lake whitefish), 1239 nucleotides long. RefSeq names its product adhesion G-protein coupled receptor G7-like. Gene Ontology annotation, biological process: G protein-coupled receptor signaling pathway; cell surface receptor signaling pathway. The transcript has 5 exons. Gene Ontology annotation, cellular component: membrane. Bases 480 to 1160 code for a protein of 226 amino acids. The record is from RefSeq and is a predicted model, not a curated record. NCBI's taxonomy places the organism in Eukaryota, Metazoa, Chordata, Actinopteri, Salmoniformes, Salmonidae. Gene Ontology annotation, molecular function: G protein-coupled receptor activity.
AUAACAUUCCAGAUCGUGACCCGGAAAGAUCCUACAGGGUUCCAGAACUAAUAAAACAUAUUGGGUGCAUCUCAAUAGUGUAAAGAAGCCCUUUGUCUGAUCCAACACGACUUGAUAGGUGAAAUCAAUAUGAAACCCACCAAUAAUGACCCAACACAUCCAUAGCUACGCAUCUAACUUCCCUAACAUAGUGUUGUCUAUCACCUAUCCCCAGGAAAUCACGCAAAACCAACCCAACUGUCCUCUUAGUGAGCGUCUGCGUGUGUCUCCUGAUCUUCACCCUCCUCUUCGUGUUUGGAGUGGACAACCCUCAUAAACAGCUGGAGAAACCUGAAAUACAGGAGGACAACAUUGUCCCCUCGUCCGACACACACACAGAGCGGGACAGAGGCCCCUGUACUGCAGUCACAGUCCUGCUGCAGUACUUCCUGUUGGGGACGUUCACCUGGAACACGCUGUACGCCACACAUGUCUUCCUGAUGAUCAGAAACAGCCUGGCCACCAGCCCGUCACACUUCACAGCCUAUACCGUGGCCAUCGGAUGGGGACUGCCUGCGGUUGUGGUGGCCCUCACCUUAGGAAUUAGUUACAGAGUGGAUGAUCCACUGGGUUACAGGCAGGAGGAAUUUUGCUGGCUUGCUGCCCUCGAUCCAAAGGGGAACUUUGACUUCAAGCUGCCAAUGUUUUGGGGGUUCCUGAUCCCUGUGGCGUUCAUGCUUAUCUUCAACAUGGUGGUGUUGGUAUAUUUUGCAGUUACCACAUCCAAGACCAACCCACAUAUAACCAGUACAAGACACACAUCGAUGAAGAAGAAGUUCCUCAGUAGCUUUUCUCUGGCUGUGGUGCUCGGUCUCUCCUGGAUCCUGGGCUAUCUGUUGCUCAUUACACAGAACCAGACCAUGUACACCAUACUCAACAUCUCCUUCUGUGUACUCACCACCACUCAGGGCUUGCAGAUUUUCGUUCUGUUCACAGCAAGAACAGCAAUUGUCAAGAAAAAGAUGUCAAGUGCUUUGAAAUCUGUCUCUAGCGCUGGGAUCCCUCUUCACACCAAGAAGUUCAGUCUAUGGCGAGGCGAGCAAAGUGAAAAAGUAGAUUCAUACACACAGCUGGACACUGAUCUGUCAUUUCCACCUUGUUCCUCACAGACAUCUAACUGAUGGGCUGCAAGUUCAACCUCUGUUGGAAAAUAUCUCAUGUACCUCCACUAUUAUCCUAUAAUAUACAUUAUAAUAUACA